Molecule: messenger RNA, 442 nt
Organism: Dipodomys ordii (Ord's kangaroo rat)
Lineage: Eukaryota; Metazoa; Chordata; Mammalia; Rodentia; Heteromyidae
Gene: Smim48
Exons: 1
Coding region: 12-425 (137 amino acids)
Source: RefSeq, a predicted model, not a curated record
CCUGUUUGCCUAUGCUCUAUCUAGCCAUGCCAAUGGCUAAUAGCUACAUUCUGCGUAGACCUCUGGGCCUGGAGAAGAUGUACCCAGAUUCUGAUCUGGAGUGUGAAGGCUUUUUGGACAAGCCUCUUCGGGAACAAUUCGUAGCUGCCCGUAGGCUCCGGUGGUCCUCUGGCAGCAAGAAAGCCAGACGUCGUAGAGGGAAACCACAAGGCUCCCGCUCCUGGCAGCAUCUAAAAAUGAGGUCCCGUACUCGUCGUUCCGGGCAUAUCUAUCGUACCCUAUAUAUUCCACGGAAGGAAGCGCCUCCACUGGAAGCGGGGUGCUACCUGGACCAUUAUCCCCGUCUUUCAUUGUUCAUCAAUGCUGCCAUUGCAUUUUCCAUCAUCUCUUACAUUUUUGCCUGUAUCAAUUUACAACUUGUCUGAGUAGUUAGGGAGGGACC